Molecule: messenger RNA, 1920 nt
Organism: Penicillium subrubescens
Lineage: Eukaryota; Fungi; Ascomycota; Eurotiomycetes; Eurotiales; Aspergillaceae
Product: putative potassium/sodium P-type ATPase
Exons: 4
Coding region: 1-1920 (639 amino acids)
Biological process (GO): calcium ion transmembrane transport; intracellular calcium ion homeostasis
Cellular component (GO): plasma membrane
Molecular function (GO): ATP binding; ATP hydrolysis activity; P-type calcium transporter activity
Source: RefSeq, a predicted model, not a curated record
AUGGGCAUAGAGACGCUUCCUGAUGUCGAGGAAUCGACAGAGCCUCCUAUAUGUGCCCUAAGGGAGUACACUUCGAAUUCACAGGGAAUUGCCGCCCUAAGCUUUGAGCCCUGCGACGCCAAUGAAAAGCCAACACGGGUGCCGACCAGUCAUAGUCUGCCCCUUAGUGUUGACCGACACGCAUCAACUGGGCCCUUGCAAAGUCUUGAAGAUCAAAUCAGGAAUACCCAUCUUCUGGAGCCAGCUAGAAUUGCUGAGCUCCUCAAAACAGACCUCAACAAUGGACUUUCUAACGCUGAGGCCAACGAGCGCCUCCAGAAGGAUGGCCCAAAUUCGGUCAGGGAAGCCAAGAGCAUCUCCGUCUGGGGGAUAUUGUUAAGGCAGGUGUCCAACAGUCUGACUAUAGUUCUACUCAUAACCAUGGCACUAUCCUUCGGAAUCGAUGAUUACAUCGAAGGUGGAGUCAUAACAGCCGUGAUUCUCCUGAAUAUAAUCGUGGGCUUCUUCCAAGACUACCGAGCGGAAAAGACCAUCCUAUCACUACAUCGCCUCUCAGCACCAGUAUGCAAGGUUAUCCGCGAUGGACGAGUGAAUUCCGUCAAGGCCGAGUCAUUGGUCGUUGGAGACAUAGUCCGACUAGCCGUUGGAGACAUUGUGCCUGCAGAUUUGCGACUCUUCGAGGGAAUGAAUGCUUCCAUGGACGAAGCUCUUCUCACGGGCGAGUCUCUGCCGGUCCUCAAGACGCCUAAUACCACACUCGUAUCCCCGGAUAUUCCCAUCGGUGAUCGCACAAAUAUGGCAUAUUCUGGGUGCAGCACUACUCAAGGUCGUGCUCUGGGUGUUGUUGUUGCCACGGGUAUGAAUACAGAGGUUGGAAAGAUUGCGCAACUUCUUCAAGAGAAUGGAAGUGCUCAUGAUGGAAGUCCAUUGAUGCGGGCAUUGCAGAGAGUCAAAACCUCCGGUGCGAAGCUUCUCGGCCUUGUCGGCACUCCAUUGCAGGUCAAGCUUAGCAAAUUUGCGCUGCUGUUGUUCGCUCUUGCGAUUCUACUGGCCAUCAUUGUCUUUUCGGUUAAUCUGUGGGACGUCCAGGGCGAAGUCUUGAUAUACGGAAUCUGUGUGGCGGUGGCUGUCAUUCCAGAAUCGUUGAUCGCAGUGCUUACUAUCACGAUCGCAGUGGGUACAAAAGCCAUGGCUAGGGGAAAUGUCAUCGUACGAAAACUGCAAUGCUUGGAAGCAGUCGGUGGCGUCACAAAUAUUUGCUCUGAUAAAACUGGCACCCUGACUCAGGGCAAGAUGAUCGCCCGUUCGGCAUGGAUCCCUGGUGCUGGAACUUUGUCAGUACGCCAGACGACUGAUCCAUACGACCCAACCAGUGGAGUAGUCCAGCUGGAUGAGAUUGAUUGGAGUUCAAAUUACCCUAUUGACCAACAUCCAGCGCUGCAUACCUUUCUUUCGUCUAUUUCACUUUGCAAUUUAUCGACUGUGCAUCAUGAUAACAAUGUUUGGACUGCUGUCGGGGAACCCACAGAAAUUGCCCUCCACGUCCUCGCCAUGCGCUUUGAUUUUGGCAAGAGUGCCGUGAUGGCCAGGCGUGAAAUAGAGCUGCAUACCGAGUAUCCGUUUGACUCGGCGAUUAAGAAGAUGACAGUUGUCUACCAGAAUAAUCGGGAGAAAGUGAAUGAAACAUACACCAAGGGAGCACCCGAGGCGAUCAUACCGUCGUUGACAAGCUCCGAUGAUCAACUACGUGUUAUUCGAGAAACUGCAGACAGAAUGGCGGGUGAAGGUCUUCGCGUUCUCUGCAUAGCCUACAAAAGAUCAUCUAUUGAUAAUGACAACGAGGUCUCCCCACGCAGCGCCGCUGAAUCGAACUUGCAAUUUGGUGGUCUUGUUGGACUUUACGACCCCCCCUCGAGUUGA